This is a messenger RNA of Malassezia japonica, 1365 nucleotides long. RefSeq lists its product as uncharacterized. Gene Ontology annotation, biological process: endocytosis; actin filament organization. The record is from RefSeq and is a predicted model, not a curated record. The transcript has a single exon. Gene Ontology annotation, cellular component: clathrin vesicle coat; endosome; plasma membrane. The coding region runs from base 1 to 1365 and encodes 454 amino acids. Gene Ontology annotation, molecular function: clathrin binding; phospholipid binding. NCBI's taxonomy places the organism in Eukaryota, Fungi, Basidiomycota, Malasseziomycetes, Malasseziales, Malasseziaceae.
AUGUCUCUGCAGAAUUUGUCCAAGUCUGCCGUGCGUGUAGGCAAAAACUACAUAAAAGGAUACACGGACACGCAGAUUAAGACGCGUGAUGCCACUUCCAAUGAUCCGUGGGGCCCGAGCGGCACACAGAUGAACGAGCUCGCGCAGCUGAGCCACAACCACACCGACUUCAUCGAGAUGAUGGAGAUUUUGGACAAGCGCUUGAACGACAAAGGCAAAAAUUGGCGCCAUGUGUUCAAAGCGUUGUCGGUGCUGGAUUAUCUCCUUCAUGCAGGAAGCGAGAAUGUCUGGAUGUACUUCCACGACAAUAUUUACAUUGUCAAGACACUAAAAGAGUUCCAGUACAUGGACGAUGGCGGUGUCGACCAGGGUGUAAAUGUUCGGCAAAAGGCCAAAGAGAUUACGAGCCUGCUCUUGGACGAGAGUCGCAUGAAGAGCCAGCGCCGCGCACGUUCCAACAUGAACCGGGUCAAGACAGACCCGACCGACUUUAGCGAUGACGCGGGCCGCCGCCGGCGGCAAGAAGAGAACGACCGCAUGUCGCGAGAAGACCGUGAGCUCCAGCAGGCACUCGAGGAGUCUAAGCGCAUGGCGGAGGAAGAAGAGCGCCGCAAGCGUGCUUCAUCAAAGAACGACGACGACUACGAGCGCGCGCUGCGUCUCUCGAAGGAAGAGGAAGAGAAGAACAAGAACAAGGACAAUCUAAUCAGCCUGGAUGGUGAAGACGACCCUAAUGCAUACGCCAACCUGCAGCCGCAGUACACGUCGUUCAACCCCUAUAUGCAGUAUCAGCCUACCGGAUUCAACCCCUUCUUCCAGGCACAGAUGCAGCAGCAGGAAAUGAUGCAACAGCAAUACCUCCAGCAGCAAGAGUACCAGCGGCAACUCGCGCUGCAGAAUGCUGCGCAACAGUACCAAUACAUGAUGACCCAGCAGCAGCAGCAGCCGCUCAUGCCGCAGCCGACGAGCUUUGGGUCGAACAACCCCUGGCUGAACCCCAACGCGUCUGCUGCGGCGCCGGAGCCCGAGCCUGCGCAAGAGAUCGAGGAGGACGACAAGACGGAUACCCUGAUUUCCCUCGAUGGGCCUUCCGAGGUCGAGCCGCCGAAGCCCAAGCCGAGUGGCCCGCCCAAGGUCAAGAUCAGCAAUGCGCACCCCGAGCUGGACCGCUUGCUGGCGUCUGGCGACGGUGUCGAUACCUUUGGUAACACGGGCGACAUGCGUCUCGGGCCCAACGUUGCGUCCUGGAACCAAAAGAUCCAGGAGCAGCGCACCGGCCAGGCGGCGUCGUUGGGCGGCGCGGCGUUUGGCCAUUCUUCGCCACUGCAGUCUCAGUACACCUCCUCGAACCCCUUUUCGCAGUGA